This is a messenger RNA of Phytophthora sojae, 1833 nucleotides long. RefSeq lists its product as hypothetical. Bases 1 to 1833 code for a protein of 610 amino acids. The record is from RefSeq and is a predicted model, not a curated record. Gene Ontology annotation, molecular function: oxidoreductase activity. The transcript has 2 exons. NCBI's taxonomy places the organism in Eukaryota, Oomycota, Peronosporomycetes, Peronosporales, Peronosporaceae.
AUGAAGAUUGCGUGGGUGUUGGGCGCUGCGCUGCUUGCGAUCAUCGCGACGCUUGCUCCGGUUGAGGCCCAAUGUGGCGCUCGCGUUCGCAAGGACUGGGACGCCAUGACGACGGCGGAGAAGGACACGUACAAGGGUGCGCUGGCUGCGGCCAUGGACUCUGGCGCGUACAUCAAGUUCGUGGAAAUGCACACGGAGAUGCAGUCGGAGAUGCAGGCCCACCGCCAGUGCAUCUGCUCCUCAAUCAUGACGGAGCUCGGUGGCUAUACGACUGGAACUCAGCGUACGGUGCGGAUUAACGGUAUCGACAACUCUGGCCGCUGCAACAACGUGUCCCCACUGAACCACUUCUGUCAGUCCGGGACUGUGUCUGGAGCCGCGUGUGCGCGUUGCGUGCCUCGUUCCGACUGGGGAUCGGCGUCGGUCCCUGCCAGCACGAGCUACGCAUCGGUCCAACAGCAAAUCUUUAACGCCCGUAACAUCGGUGAAAUGUCCCCCAACAUCGAGGGCGGCUGCCACAACAACGUGCACUCGAGUCUAGACAGCACCAUGGCGACGUUUGCAGCUCCGGCCGACCCCAUCUUCUGGUCGCACCACUCGAUGGUCGAUGCGCUUCACACCAUUUUCCACAAGUGCCGCGUCGGUACGGAACGCCUCACGUUCGCUCAGAAGGCAGCGCACCCCGUGGCCUGGACUUCGUGCUCGAAAAGAAACGGUGGCCGAUUCAGCCCCACGGAGGUCAUCGUCAUGCGCACGGGUGUCAACGGCAACAACCCGAUCCAGGGAAGUCAGGACCCGCUUAUCGGAAGGUACUUCCAGGGUGUUCCCAACCAGUUCUCGGGUCUCAUGGACGUUCGCGACUUGGGCGACAGCAGCUACACGUACGAGCUCAGCGGCCAGCUUGCAGACAUGUACAACAACUGCGACGGCACGUCCACUCCCUCUCCUACGCCUACGACUGCGGCGCCUUCCAAUGCCCCGCCUUCUCCUGCUCCUCAGAACACCCCGGCUUCGACUGCCGCUCCGGUUCCCGUCACCCCUGCGCCGGCCCCAACUACCAGCGCUCCGGUGCCCGCUCCCGCUCCCGUGCCCGCCCCGGCGCCGAUAACUCGCCGUCCUCGCUUCAGCUUGUUCGACUGGCUGCGCAGUCGCUGGGGCAACGACCGUCGCCUCGAGGCUGAGCACGGAUACAACAACCACGGAGGAGCACACAUUCGUGGCAAGGAUUGUGCGAACACUGCCCUGGGCGACGAUGUCCCCGUCACGAACAACGUCGCUACGCCUACCAACGUGGCUUCAGCCCACGCGCAGGCUCCGUUAAUCACCCCAACUGCCGCCCCUGUUUCCGCUACGGUGGCUCCUUCCCCUCAGUAUGACGGCACCAAGAACAACAACGUGGAUGUGAUCAUAAAGAACAAGAAGAAGUGCGCGGCCGAGCGGAAGGUGUCGGACUGGUACGACCAGACUGUGGCUGCCAUGGGAGGCCGAUGCUCUAAGGUCAUGGCGGACAUUGAGCGUCAGGCGUGCAUGUUCGAGGACCAGUGUCUCGGUGGCACGCCUGAAUACUCGGAGCAGUUCAAGGCGACGUGGGGCGUCAAGGAGCCGCGCUGCCUGACCAUUGUGAACGCCAUCAAGAGCGGCCAGCAGAAGAUCACGUACGACAACUGGCGCCAGGACAUGGAGGCGCACUUCGGCUGCCCCAAGCCUGCGAAUGCCACUCAACCUGCUGACCAGAACGAUGGCUACAGCAAUGUUGAUGACUCUACUGCGGACACGAUUCAAACCGCCCAGCAAUCCGUGGAUUCGAUUCAAAGCGCGGUGCAAUCGUUCUAG